AUUUUCUUUUAUUAUCAGUGUACACACGAGUGAAAUUUAAAUGCUUUCGUGAUGGUAAAUAUUAUGAAUAUAUUUUGAUGUGCAAACUUGUAAAGAAAAUUAGAUGGAAAAAAAGUGUGACUUCAUUUAAAGAAAUGAAAAUGUUCAGACUUAUCAGAAAAUUACCGAUUGUUGGAAACUAUCAUAAAUUGUUCAGUGAACAGGUUAGGUUAGCCUAACUACGGAUAAUUAACAUUAGCCUAAGUAACAUUUAUCUAAGCAGCUACCAUUUAAGAUUUUCAAGAGUAUAUGGUCUAACAACAGUUACUCAUUCAAUUAUCACCGAGUGGAUUGGGUGGAUGGUUGUCAGUUGGCACACAGGGGAAGAGAGAGGUGAACUUAGAAGCAGGAGAACUCCAGGAAAGUUUUCAGAGGGGUAGAAACUAGUUAGUUUUUGAGAACUAUGAAGGUAUGGAAUAGUUCAUAUUAGAAGAGAGUGUGUGUGUUAACUAAGGCUGUGAUAAAGGCAGUUGAGGAAAAGAGGAAGAUGCAGAAACCAUUCUUGUUUGCCUUCGACUUUGACCACACCAUAGUGGACGACAACACCGACACGGUGGCUCGCGACCUGGUUCCGAGGGAGAAGAUCCCCAAACACGUGGAGGAGCUGUACGCGGUGGACGGCUGGACGACGUACAUGGGCGAAGUGUUCAAGAUACUGCACGCCAGCAGCAUCACGCCCGCCCAGAUAAAGGCAGCGGUCCGCGCCAUCCCGGCCGUCCCCCACUUGGACGACCUGCUGCGUUACCUCCGCGAGAACGACUGCGAGGUGGUCGUCAUAUCGGACUCCAACUCGGUGUUCAUCGAGGAGUGGCUGCGGGGCAGCUCGCUGGACGCCACCGUGAGGCGGGUGUUCACCAACCCCGCACACUUCUCCGAGGACGGCCUGCUACACAUCAGCAUGCACCACCUGCAGGACUGGUGCAAGCUCAGCUCCAAGAACCUGUGCAAGGGACACAUCCUGGAGCGGUACAUCGAGGGGCGCAGGGCGGAGGGGGUGUCCUUCCCCCGCGUCUCGUACGUCGGGGACGGCAGGAACGACCUGUGUCCCAGCUUGCGGCUGUCGGCCGACGACUUGGUGUUCCCGAGGAUCGGCUUCGCUCUCCACAAAGCGAUCGAGAAGCAAGAAGCUGCCUUGGAAGCAAGUGUUCAUCCCUGGAGAGAUGGAAGCGAUAUUAUGAAUGUUGUGUCCCAGAUUUUAAAGUGAACGUUCCAUCACAUAACUUCCAUUUGUGCGUGUAGCGAUGACAGAGAUGUUCGCAGGUCAACAUAGCCUGUCCCUGGAAAAGUGGUUUCUGAGCUCAACAUUUUUAUUACAGACCUUUAUAUAGCUAAACGUUUAGUUACAAGAAAUGCUAGUUAUGAACUACCUCAAUCUGAUGUAAACUUAUACGGUGAAUUGUCAUCACAUCACGUCAAAACUGGUAAAUUUAAGGACUCUGAAAAAAACUUUGUCUUAAAUCAACUUAUUCAAAAUGAGUUACUGUCACACGUAUUCACUGCAUCCGGUGCAGGAAACUGUUAUUGUUUUUCAUUACGUCAAGAUUCUAAAAAAUCACCAAAAAUUGUCAUACAGGUAUUUGCAUCUGCAGCAUUAUCCCUCUUACUUCUGAAGGUUGCAUUGUUGUGAGAGCUUGUAUGUGUGGCGAGAGUCCUGCAGUAUAGCUGCUCUCCCUGGAGUACCUACAUACGAGCUGUUAACAUCACGAGUUACAAGGCUGUGUCUCAUGUAGGUCAGUAUUAUAGUCAUCAGAAUAAUCGGACGACAAAGUGGUGAGAAUUGCAUGUAAAUUUUUUCUGACCCCAGUGAUGGGCAGUAUGAAAAAAAUCUAUUUUUUUAAACUGCAAUGAAAAAUGCUUUAAAACAUUUUUCAGUAAUGCUUUACAAAUAAAAAAUAAUAUACUUUCAUUAAUCUCAAUACUCAAGUCUUGGUAGGAACACACAGUAGUUACAUAUUACAAAAAUUAUUGAGCAUUGAGCAACAUUUUCAAAAAAUAUUAAUGAGUUUGUUUCAGGCAUAUUAAAGGCAAGCAUAAAAUUGCUACGUGCUUAAUGAUAAGUGGAACCUGGUAUUGGAAUAAAGAUGCAUGGUUAUUAAGCUUGGAUACCUUUGUCCGUAGUGUCUGCAGUUAACAGGGAGAGAGUGCAUGGCCUGCUGUGAAGACUUUUAAAUGGAUUUAUAAUAAAACCCCUGCAUAAUAUGAAAAUUUAUGUCUUUCUAUUAUGGAAUACUGUGAUAUUAUAGACUUUAAUAAAACUCACACAGAGUAA
Messenger RNA from Bacillus rossius redtenbacheri, 2308 nucleotides. Its product is annotated as probable phosphatase phospho1. The coding region runs from base 527 to 1243 and encodes 238 amino acids. The transcript is spliced from 2 exons. NCBI's taxonomy places the organism in Eukaryota, Metazoa, Arthropoda, Insecta, Phasmatodea, Bacillidae. Gene Ontology annotation, molecular function: phosphatase activity. The record is from RefSeq and is a predicted model, not a curated record.